This is a messenger RNA of Saitoella complicata NRRL Y-17804, 1349 nucleotides long. Its product is annotated as PLP-dependent transferase. The transcript has 3 exons. The coding region runs from base 36 to 1349 and encodes 437 amino acids. The record is from RefSeq and is a predicted model, not a curated record. NCBI's taxonomy places the organism in Eukaryota, Fungi, Ascomycota, Saitoellomycetes, Saitoellales, Saitoellaceae.
AGAUCAGCUCAGCCAAUUCGAUCCCUUCCCUUACUAUGGCCGGCCAGUUACAAUUCGGCCGCUCACUGCGCUCAGAGUUUUACUUCGAUGAUGACUACAUCUCCCUUAAUCAUGGAUCUUAUGGCACGUAUCCACGCUCAGUAGGCGAUGAAUACAAGAAAAUCCAAAGUGAGGCUGAAUCGCGCCCCGACCUCUUCUUCCGCCGUCGGUAUCCCAAGGAGCUUGUUCAGUCUCGCCAGGCCCUCUCCACACUCCUCAAUUGCCCAGUCGACGAACUCGUGCUGGUCCCGAAUGCGACAUCCGGGGUGAAUGCAGUCCUCCGCUCCCUACACUGGGAGCGCGGUGAUAAGGUAUUGUACAUGAGUACCAUCUAUGGCGCUUGUGAACGGGCAUUAGUCUACAUCGCCGACACCCGAGGCGUGGAACUCGUCCGCCUGGACGUAACUUAUCCUCUCCCCGACAAUACUGUGAUGGAUAUCGUCAAGGAAUCCCUCGACCUCCACAAGGGAACCAUCAAACUCGCCCUCAUCGACGCAGUCUCCUCCAUGCCUGCCGUCCGCGUCCCGUGGGAACGGCUCUGCGUCUUGUUCCGGGAAUACGGUGUCUUGAGUCUCGUCGAUGGCGCACACGCGAUUGGGCAAAUCCGCGUUGAUUUGGAGGCUGCUAACCCGGAUUUCUUUGUAACGAAUGCUCAUAAAUGGCUAUACUGCCCACGUGGACUCGCGGCUUUCCAUGUGCCGAAACGGCACCAGCAUCUCAUUCAUCCCGUUCAGAUAUCACACGGGUAUGUCUCUCCGUCGACAUCUUCGCUCUACACUCCGAUUGCUUCGGGUAACCCGAGUACGUUCUUGAAUGAAUUCGAGUGGCCUGGGACACAGGACUUUGCUGGGUACCUCACCAUCCCGGCCGCUAUCGAGCGCCGGAAGAAACUUGGUGGCGAGGAGAAGAUCAUGGACUAUUGCAACACUCUCGCGAAGGAAGGCGGGAGGCGGGUCGCGGAGAUGUGGGGUACGGAAACGAUGGAAUGCGACGCCGCGGACUUGGCGACGGCAAUGAUCAACGUCCGACUCCCCCUCUCCGACGAUAUCGGCAUCAACUCGACGGAGGCGGAAAGGGUCGUGCAAGGGAUCUACGACGCAAUGCUCGAACGGAACUGUUUUGCUCCAGUGUUCAAGCAUGGAGGACGGUGGUGGAUUAGGUUUAGUGCACAGGUUUAUAAUGAUGCUACGGAUUUUAUGUAUGUGGCGGGGGUGAUGGGGGAGUUAUGUGAGAUAGCCCGUAAAGGGCAGCUGGCUGGGCCUAGAGAAGAGGAGGUGGAGACAGCGAUGAAGACGGAUACGGAUGAGUAG